Momordica charantia (bitter melon) is the source of this 908-nucleotide messenger RNA. RefSeq names its product putative glutathione peroxidase 8. Lineage: Eukaryota; Viridiplantae; Streptophyta; Magnoliopsida; Cucurbitales; Cucurbitaceae. Gene Ontology annotation, biological process: response to oxidative stress. The record is from RefSeq and is a predicted model, not a curated record. Gene Ontology annotation, molecular function: peroxidase activity.
UUCCUUGCUUUUGUUUGAAGCUCUGUUGUGCUGCUCGCGGAGUUUCAUCUUUCAUCUUACGAUGGCUACCCAACCUUCAAAUCACCCACAAUCCAUUUACGACUUCACUGUGAAAGAUGCAAAGGGAAAUGGUGUCAACCUUAGCAUGUAUAAGGGUAAAGUCUUGCUCAUUGUCAAUGUUGCUUCCAAAUGUGGAAUGACAAAUUCGAAUUAUUUGGAGUUGAACCAAAUAUACGAGAAAUACAAGGAACAAGGUCUGGAUAUUCUGGCAUUUCCAUGUAAUCAGUUUGGCGAUGAGGAACCUGGAAGUAACGAGGAGAUCAAAGACUUCGUCUGCAGUCGUUUCAAAUCAGAAUUUCCAAUUUUUGACAAGAUUGAAGUUAAUGGGAAUAAUGCUGCCCCCCUCUACAAGUUUUUAAAACUGGGGAAAUGGGGCAUAUUUGGGGACGAUAUUCAGUGGAAUUUUGCGAAGUUUCUUGUUAACAAGGAUGGGCAAAUAGUUGAUCGUUAUUACCCCACAACAUCACCCCUCAGCAUUGAGUAUGAUAUCAAGAAGCUGUUGGGGAUCUCAUGAGCUGAAACAUAAAACAUACGUGUUUGAGCAAAAUUCUAGUUCCUAUUUCUGUCUGCAUCAUUUGCUGCCUCCCUGAAAUGACGCUCGAUUGCUGUUGAUCUCACUGCAUACAUAACGGGUUUUAUGCUAGUUGUAUAACAUUGUUGAUCCCUGUGUUGAAAACUCGUAGUGAACGGUUGGCAGGGCUGUAGUUCCAAGUAAGAUUCGCUCAAAUUCUAGUUCCUAUUUAUGUAUGCAUCAUUUGCAGCCUCCCUGAAAUGACGCUCAAUGGCUGUUGAUCUCGCUGCAUACAUAACGAGUUUUAUGCUAGUUGUAUAACAUUGUUGAUCCCUCA